UUAAAGAGGCAGCAAAGAGCUCUGAAAUGACAUCUGUCUUUGUGAAAGCUGUGAAAAUGGCAUGUGCACCGUGGAGCAGCAGGAAAAAUUACCAGCGCAGAAGAGUCUGCUUCCUCCGAUCCCAGCCAUCGCCAAAGCGAGGACGUGGACCCCAUGGAGAGUGAUGAGUUUGUCACCAGCACCUUCUCUCAGUUCUAUUUCCUACUCAAGAGGUCCUUCAUCUGCGACUAUCUACAACUGAACCUGGUUCUUCAGAGAUUCACCUUGAUCAUCAUUACUGGCAUCAUGCUUGGAUUUUGCGUACCUAAACGUCUCAAAUGACAUAAUGAAGGUCCCUCAGAACCAGGGCUGUUUAUUCUUCAUUGUGUGUACCAUCACGGCUUCAAUAAAGCCUGUGCUAUCCUUGCAUGUCCUCUGGAGAUGUCUGUUGUGCUAAAAGAGCACCGUAACAAUUGGUACAGCCUCAAGGCUUACUACCUAGCCAAGAUGAUGUCAGAUAUGCCCAUCCAGAUCAUCGGCCCUAUCAUCUACUGCUGUAUAGCCUACUGGAUGACCAGCCAGCCUCCAGAGGCCACACUCUACUUCCUCUUUGCUGCUUUCUUAAUCCUCGUGACAUGUGUGACCCAAUCAGUGGGCCAGUUCCUUGCAGCAAUGUGUGACAAUUUGAUGGGUGCCGAUACCAUGGCGUGGGCUGUGGGUGCUAUAAUGUGCAUCUUUGGCGGUUUCUUUGGCCCAUUUGAUAGGCUUCCCACAUACCUGGGGUGGAUUGAAUAUGUGUCCUUCAUAAGGUAUAGCUUUGGAGAAAUGGUAUUAUCCCUUUGUGGUAUGGAUCAUGCUGACCUGGAGUGUGCUGAGGGCAUCUGCCCACUACAGAAGCCUGAGGCCAAGCUGGUAGUAGACAUCAGUAUAAUGGUCAUCUACUUCCUCAUCUUCCAUCUGGCAGCGUAUCUCGCUCUGUGUUACAAGGUCCGGGCAUUGAGGAGAAAGAGAGAAUACGAAAAUUGAAGUCCACUGGAGCACAAGAAUGGUCCGCCUACAUCUGAAUGGAUCUUCGCAAAGUACAAGUUUGAAUUGAUUUGCUUUCUCUGUUACACAUCCUGUGAAUGAACUGACUGCCUACAAGUGAUGCCACGUUCUGUUGAUGAAUGACACAUUAGUUGACAACUGGAGCCAUGAGAUUCUGACAUCUGUUGAGCUGUGGACUUCUGCCUUAUCAUGCAAGUUUAGAUUUAUGGACUAAUAGUUUCACUCAUUGAUUCACUAAAGAAUAGUGCAAAGUUUAUUUUCUGAGGCACAAAGUUUUUUUUUUUUUCUUUGAAAGUUAUUUUACAAUGAGUUUGCCUCCUUCUGUGACAUAUUAAGAAUGUUUAUCAAUAUUCAGUUGCAAAAUACAAUUUUCAUGAUUUAUACAUCAAUUACACAUAAAAAAAUGAUUGUGAUCUUUAACAAAGUCACAUAACAGACAAACACAAUCUGCUAAAACUAAUAAAGACACAAAUAAUUGUACUUCUGAACUUUCACAGUCCCAUCAGAGGGUUCAAGUCUAUUGAGUAACCGGUAGAACCUCCUUCAUGGUGGCGCCUUGCCGUAA
Messenger RNA from Polypterus senegalus (gray bichir), 1591 nucleotides. Its product is annotated as ATP-binding cassette sub-family G member 4-like. Gene Ontology annotation, molecular function: ABC-type transporter activity. Gene Ontology annotation, cellular component: plasma membrane. Bases 421 to 1005 code for a protein of 194 amino acids. The transcript is spliced from 7 exons. The record is from RefSeq and is a predicted model, not a curated record. Lineage: Eukaryota; Metazoa; Chordata; Cladistia; Polypteriformes; Polypteridae.